AUGAGGCCUGAGAACCAGAGCAGAGUGUCCGAGUUCCUCCUCCUGGGGCUGCCCAUCCUGCCAGAGCACCAGGGUGUGUUCUUCACCCUGUUCCUGGGCAUGUACCUGACCACGGUGCUGGGCAACCUGCUCAUCAUCCUGCUCAUCAGGCUGGACUCCCGCCUGCACACGCCCAUGUACUUCUUCCUCAGCCACCUGGCCCUCACUGAUGUCUCUUUCUCAUCUGUCACUGUCCCUAGGAUGCUGAUGAACAUGCAGACUCAUCACUUCUUCAUUUCCUACCCAGGGUGUAUUUCUCAGUUGUAUUUUUAUAUAUGUUUUGGUUGUGUUGAUAAUCUUCUUCUGGCAGUGAUGGCAUAUGACAGGUAUGUGGCCAUCUGUCACCCUCUACACUAUAACACCAUCAUGAGGGAGGAGUUGUGUGUGCUGCUGGUGAGUGCCUCAUGGAUUACUUCAUGUGCCCAUGCACUGUUGCACACUGUCCCCAUGGUCCGACUCUCCUUCUGUGCCAACAAUGUCAUCACCCACUUCCUCUGUGACCUCAAUGCACUCCUGAAGCUCAGCUGCUCAGACAUCUCCCUCAAUGAGCUGGUCCUUCUCACUGAGGGAGGAAUGGUUUUAUUUUUGCCUUUGGCUAUUAUUUUGGGCUCAUAUAUCCGUAUAGGGACCAUCAUCCUGAAGGCUCCCUCCACUAAGAGACUCUUGAAAGCUUUUUCUACCUGUGGCUCCCAUCUCCUUGUGGUGUCUUUAUUCUAUGGGACACUUGCAGGUAUUUACUUUUUGUCCUCAUCAUGGGAUUCCAAAGAUGUUAUUGCUUCGGUCAUGUAUACGGUAGUUACCCCCAUGCUGAACCCCUUCAUCUACAGCCUGAGGAACAGAGAUGUAAAGCAGGCCUUAGAAUGUGUGCUAACAGGGUUAAAGAAGUUCAUAUGUCAAGGAGGUCACAUUUGCUACUUGGAUUGUUUAUAA
Phyllostomus hastatus (greater spear-nosed bat) is the source of this 969-nucleotide messenger RNA. Its product is annotated as olfactory receptor 1J4-like. Gene Ontology annotation, biological process: G protein-coupled receptor signaling pathway. Gene Ontology annotation, cellular component: membrane. Gene Ontology annotation, molecular function: olfactory receptor activity; G protein-coupled receptor activity. NCBI's taxonomy places the organism in Eukaryota, Metazoa, Chordata, Mammalia, Chiroptera, Phyllostomidae. The transcript has a single exon. Bases 1 to 969 code for a protein of 322 amino acids. The record is from RefSeq and is a predicted model, not a curated record.